UUUUUUUUUUACAGAACAAUCAUGCACACUCGUGUACUGUAUUAGGUUAUUUCAAUGAUUGUUUGCCAGCUGUUAGAUGAACAAAGCGAAGCUACGUAACUAGCUAUAACUAUACUAACAGAGAUGAGCUACCUACAAGUACUAGCUAAUAACACUCGCCGUUAACGAAAGCAAAGAUACAUAGAAAAUGAACAUCUCUGAGGUCCCCGCACCUUAUCCCAGGAAACUAAGGGCACUGUGGGCAACCUUUUCAACUCAGAAAGGACACACACCAUCUGGACAAAGACCACUGAUGGUUUAAACAGAUUGAUGUUGGACCCAGUGAUCUACUGAAGAUGGAAACCGACUCCUCCCUCCUGAGCUCGGAGGUGGACCUAGAGCAACAAGAACUCUACCAACAGCUUUUACUACAGACAAUGGAAACAAGGCAAAGCAAAAUUCCUGAAUCCAAAGUCAUUCGGCCACAGCCUGGUCUGUGUGUAAAGACUCUUACCCUGCCUGACAAGCAGAAGGUGUUUGUCAAUAUCUGUCAGUCUGCUACCGUCCCUACGCCACCCCAGCUCUCCAGGGAGAAACUAGUUGAGCUUCUUGAAUCAGAAGACCCCUCUGGAUAUAGAGUACCCAUGAGCCUUGGGGAGCCCCACACAGAAGUGGACAACAGUUUCCAGGGGUGCACAGCAUAUGAUGUGGUCAUCAGUGAAGAUUUUUUCCAGAAAUGCGUGAAGGAUCCUUUAUUUCAGCAAUUCCUGAUUGCUGUGUCAUUGGAAGGACUGGAAAAUAAAUACAACCUGGAACUGAGUCGGGACUGGAAGGUUCUGAAAAACAGAAAGUUUCUUGGCUCUGUGAACGAGCAAAAUAUUCGAACAAAUCGCAAACCUGUCAUUCAGGAAAUCAACUCCAGGGAUACUCACACAGCACCUGCCAAAAGACCAGAGUUCUGUUUGUUGGUUGAGCCCCCUGCAGGUGAUCCAGAGUUUCUCAUAGCAGAAAUUCAGCUGCCUGGAGUGGCCUCCUCUCGCUCCCUCGUUCUGGACCUGGGGGAAGACCGUUUGGUACUGAAUGCCCGGCCUUCUCUCUUCCAUCUGGACUGUUUCAUUCCAGUCUUCAUUGACCAGGAAGGCAGCGUAGCGCUGUACAAUACCAACACACAGAUUCUCACAGUGACAAUGCCAGUGGUAUCUUCAUAAAGAAACGCAAUGGCAGAUCAUUUAUCCAUUUGUUUUGUAUUGAACCAUUAAAUCUGCUUAUUUUGGUAAA
This is a messenger RNA of Esox lucius (northern pike), 1257 nucleotides long. RefSeq names its product PIH1 domain containing 1 (gene pih1d1). Bases 336 to 1187 code for a protein of 283 amino acids. NCBI's taxonomy places the organism in Eukaryota, Metazoa, Chordata, Actinopteri, Esociformes, Esocidae. Gene Ontology annotation, cellular component: R2TP complex; ribonucleoprotein complex; cytoplasm. The record is from RefSeq and is a predicted model, not a curated record. Gene Ontology annotation, biological process: rRNA processing; box C/D snoRNP assembly. The transcript is spliced from 12 exons.